Mesoplodon densirostris (Blainville's beaked whale) is the source of this 342-nucleotide messenger RNA. RefSeq names its product placenta-specific gene 8 protein. The transcript has 3 exons. NCBI's taxonomy places the organism in Eukaryota, Metazoa, Chordata, Mammalia, Artiodactyla, Ziphiidae. Gene Ontology annotation, biological process: positive regulation of transcription by RNA polymerase II. The coding region runs from base 1 to 342 and encodes 113 amino acids. The record is from RefSeq and is a predicted model, not a curated record.
AUGCAAGCUCAACCUCCGGUGGUCAUUGUAAGUCAGCCUGGAAGUGGUCCGGUUCCUCAAAUCUCUAACUGGCAGACGGGCAUGUGUGACUGCUUCAGCGAUUGCGGCGUCUGUCUCUGUGGCAUAUUUUGCUUCAUGUGUCUUGCAUGUCAAGUUGCAUCUGAUAUGAAUGAAUGCUGUCUGUGUGGAACAAGUGUUGCAAUGAGGACCCUCUACAGGACUCGAUACGGCAUCCCGGGAUCCAUUUGUGAUGACUAUUUGGUGACCCUUUGCUGUCCUUUGUGUUCUCUUUGCCAAAUCAAGAGAGACAUCAACAGAAGGAGAGCCAUGCGUACUUUCUAA